UAUUAUGCAUGGCUGUCAUUUGAUGUAUGCUUAUUGCACAGUUUAUGCUCGCCGCUGUCAGAUUUUACUGAAAGUGCUAGCAGUUAAGAGGUUUGCAGGGGAGAGAUUGCUUUUCCAGCGCUGAGGUACACAAACAAGUGGGGUGUUUAUGAUAGGAUUAGAAAAAUUUCAAAUCAAUCUCGAAUCUUGGGCUGAUUUGCUGCGCAAAAUGUUCUAGUUAAGCAUAAGCUCGGCAGAGAAGAGUACAGAAUACGAACCGUAGUACGAUCAAACUGAAAGAUUAUCAAUAGAUCUGGAAGUUAACCAAAGCAACGUUUCCACCUGUAUUACUUGCGGAAUUAUUUCUAACAGUCAUGGGAGAUAGCGUAAAAACAGACCCGAAAGGAUGUGUUUUCUCGCUGCUGUAUUCGUUAGGUUCUUUUGGAUUGGCUUGUGCAAGCCUAUGGGAACUGAAUCCAUCUGAUCGUAUUACAGUGCAGAAAGGAGCAUUGCUUAUCAGCUUAGGAUUUGUGUAUUUUGUAGCUCUAACAGAGUUCCUGAACAAACUGAUCCUCCGGACAAGUCUAGGACUAUGUUUUGUUAAACGAUAUCGAUUGAGGAUUUCGGAUGUACUAGAUAUUACCAACAAAAUCGUUUCGGCUGUCCAGGCUAUGUUUUCAUGUUUGGCGGGAUUCUUCGUUUGCCGAUGGUCGUGUCCACGGAACUUUCUGCAAGCAACGCACUUCAUGUCCGAAUCAUACGCAUGGUUUGCAGCGUCGUACUUCUUCUAUGACAUCUGGUCCAUGUACAAGGUAUACGCAGCCGAAGCGUCAAACAAACUUCUAAGCAAGCUUGGACUUAUGCCUAACAAUGGGGAAGCAAAAGCCACGAUCAACGGGAAAACAAAUACUGAAAAAAGUAGUGGCACGGUUGGGACCGAACUAAAAGCCGUAGAUGACAUUCCUAGCAUUAGCAACGGCACCUUAAGCAUUCUACUAUCCAGUAAGCUGGGAACGCCUAGCUUUUUACGGUAUUUGAUAUCGCAUAAAUUGAUGGUGUUCCACCAUUUGUUCAUCGGUUCGUAUGGUUUGGCCGUGAUAUCGUUUCUUCGUGGCGGACUAGGAGACUGUGUAUUUAGCUUUAUGUACAUGAUGGAACUGUCGACGCCAUUUGUAUCAUUCCGUGGUAUUUUAAGCAUUUUGGGAUUGAAGGAAAGCAAAGUCUACGUACUCAACGGAUUAGUGAUGUUGGUCACAUUUUUCUGGUGCCGAGUGUUUUUGAUGCCGUACGUGUGCUACUAUUAUAGCCAAGUGGUUAAUUUGCCGUUUUUUGAAGCUCUGUGGCGCCUUCCACGGGGAUGCAAGAUCAGCAUUAUAGCCCUAUUCUUGCCCCAGUUAUACUGGUUCCGCCUUAUGAUCAGAGGAGCGAUAAAGGUUUUUAUUUCCAGCAAAAAAUCACCUGUAAAAGGCGCAAUGUCGAACGGCACAACGGGUAAUGGAGUCGGGUUGAAACCAAUACAAUCCAAAGAUAGCGAAAUAAGAUCGCUUAUGUAAGCAGAAAAGUCCAGUGCUUUUUGUGUUUAUUUUUAUAUAUUUCAUUAUAUUUCAACUUUGAUGUCUCUGCAAAGUUUUAAGAUGCAAAGUCAGGGUGAAUGUUACGGCACAAGAGUCAGUCCCACCCUCCCUACUUCCGGUAGUUUCGUCGAAAUUAAUUUGCUUUAGAGAGAAAAUUGCAGAAUAAUCCUCUAACGUCACAUUAUAAACAUUACAUUCUAGUUCACUUUUUAGUUCCCUUUUCACUCGCUAGUCAUAGUUAGUAUCGUGAAAAACCCUGCCUUUGGAAACCUUUUUCUGCAUGUGACAUAGUUUUAUGAGCUUCUAUAAAGAGCUAACGAAUGCAUAGAAAUCAAGUUAUGCUCGGAAGUUACAACCACAAUAACCGUCCAGGUUUUAUGAGUCACUUGAAUGAGGAAGAUCCUAUAAACUCCGAAAGUGAACAACAAAACCUGAACUGUUAUAUUAGAUGAAGUUUUCCAAGAACACUAGGUUUCCCAUCUAGAGAAAAAGAUAAUUUAAGUUUCAGACGUGUAGCGGGCUAGUGGCGUAACUGUGAACAAUCAGUAUUCAUGGGAAAAUAUAAAAUUGAUAAUGCACAUAAUCUUAUUGGUUGAGGAUGUUGAAAGGUUUUUCAAACCUCUCACAAACAACCUUGGUUUUGGGUUUUUUUCAUAAAAUUUAACGCAUCUAUGUCGCGGUGAUCAUUGGUUCAUUUACAAAUAAAGAAAGGUGGGAAUGUUAGGAACAUAACAGAAGUGACGUAGAAUACUCCUCAUUCAAAGAUUUUUUUUAAAAAAUAGCACAAAAACUUUUGUUUGCAUUGAAAAGGCUGCAAGCGACAGUAAAAGGUUUGCGUCAACUGUUGACGUAAGACUAAACUACUAAAAUGUAAGCAAUCAUUCGGUAGUUGGGCGCUCGUUAACUGGUCUGCUUUUUAACUGGGCGUUCGGCAACUUGGCUGUAGCCCAGAUAAAAAGUAGAAACAAGCCAAAGUAUGAACGUCAAAUGUAAUUUGACAUUUUGAUGCUAAAACUAAUCUAGGACAAGCAAAUAGAAAAUAAUUUUGGUAAAUAAAUAACAGUAAUAUCAAUUUAAAUCGCAUGUUAGUAAAGGAGUUAUUGAGAAGCGUAAUCAGUUGAAUACAUUUAAAAAUUGGUUUAGGUAAUAGUAAAGUUUUACCAGCUCAUGUAUUCAAAAACUAAUUGUGUAUUCUUCUCUCCUUCUAAAUUGAAAUAUUAUUGAAAAAUGCUGAAAUAUCCAUGAAUUUCGAAAAAGACCAAUAAGCCGACUUCUAAAGUACAUUUGAGGGGGUAUUGUGCAAAAAUACAUCCUGCUUCAUUCUUGAAAACUUGAAUUAGCCCUUGCUUGUUAGGUGUUCGUAUUUACCCCUUCGCUGUUCGCUGAGCAAAAGUUGAAAAGUAUUUGUCGAUAUUUUUCGGUAAUCUAUUAAUUGACUACGUGACCAUAACAAUAUUCUUUCAAUAGCAUCGAUAUCGCCCCUGGUGAUUUUUACCAUUUGACAGGGGGUGGCAUUCGCUUACUGGGCUGCAGACUUAGCCCAGUUACCGAACAGUUGCUGUCUUCGGAUUAAUAAUAAACGAAAAAUAUACUCAAUUCGUUAAUAAGAAUCCCAAUUGGUCGGUGUUAAGUCAGACCGGACUAAGCCACAAAACAAAAAAAAUGAGAUAAUCACCCUUAUUCUUGUUUACGACGAAUGCGAGAUUCGUUCGAAAGUGAUUCGAACGAAUAGUAAGCCCAUUUGAUUUUGCUGUCCUAAACGGGAAUACAAACCACUUUCGAACGAAUCUCACAUUCGUCGUAAACAAGAAUAAGGGCGAAUUAUAGCAUUGGAUAAAGAAUUUCGUCGGCUAUAUUUCGACUCUUGCCAGAUUUGAAAUAUGCAACAAUAAACAAGAAUUACGGCAAAAAUUAAUUUCCAAUAAUAAUGUAAAGGAUGCUGCGAUUCAAACCUUAAACUCGUUUUUCUCGAAAUCAAUAUUUUGUCACUUAGUCCGGUCUGACUUAACACCGACCAAUUAGUGUAGGAAAUUAAUUUAAUUACCAACAAAAACGGAUGCGCAUGGAGUUGAGGUUUAUGGUUAUCGCACAAUUUUUCAACCAAAUUGCUUUGACGCCGAUAGAUGAAUUUGCAUUCCUAAGAAUUGCGGUACAACUCAUCCACGAUUCCCAUACUAUUUUAGGUGAAAAUUAAUUGGAUGUUUUCCGCAUCGCGAUGCGUGCUUCUCAACAAACAUGCCUCAAUUUCAGACAUGGAGUGGCGUUUCCACCACUCUUAGUUGCUAUUUCCGACUAAUAGUGCUACGCCAAUUUCGCGGUUAUGUCCCUGGCAUUACUCACCUGUCUCUUCUAGUUUCUAUUUUCGCGUAGUCGUAAGUAAAUAAUUUGAUACAAAAAAUAUUGUUCAAAAUCUUCGUAGUUACGUUGCCAGUUCGCUUAUCGUCUCAAUUCUUACUUCCAUUAUGCAGUGCAUACUAAAUAAAUAUGGCAAGAAUGUAUAUUUCCUGCGGUACUAAUAUUUACAAUGCAAUAGGUGAUAGAUUUAUUAAGCUUAAAUACUGACACGAAUCAAAGGUGUAGAAAGUUGGCAGGAUGGCUAACUUAGACAAAACUGUUGCUAAUUUGUUGAACAGCAAACUUGAAACACUGCUAGAAACAGUUGAUAACAUUCAAAUGUUAGUUCAAGAUGGUAUGUGGCAUCGGUUGGAAUUUUUCAAUCGAAAAAAUAUAUAUAAAUGUCAUGAGCUUUCAUUUUUAGAAAAUAUACACGUAUACAAAAUGUUUGGAAAUAUUUUUAAUCGUAAGUGUGCCACUUGAAACAUGUUUCUUGCAUAUGAUCAUUAUACUGAACGAAAAAUAGAGUUGAAUGUAGCCGUGAGUUGUACACAUAUUCAAAAUCAUGCUAGCCGUUGAACAAAACUUAAUGCUAUGAGAGGUAAUCAAAGCCAAAAGACUAUAGAUAUUUAGGUAAUUGGAGUUCGUAACGUUACCGAAACUAUGCAGUUAUUGACAAAAAAGACACUUCUACGCUUGUAACGAAAAACACAAAUUUGCAAAGUACGUACAUGCUGUUCUUCAUUGUUUAAAAUAUAUUCAUUGUUUGAUGUUUCUUCCCAAUGAGGUGAAAUACGUGUGAUAUCCGGUCAACAUAAGGUAAAUUACAAACUGUAAAAUGUGUUGCAUAAUGUGAAUGUUUAACCGGAGCUCCGCAAUGUUAAGCGUAAAUUGCAAAGAAAAUAUAAUAAUGUAAUAUUUUGGAUUUUUCAACAGGUUUAGUGAUUAUUGAUGCGACACAAAUGAUAGUUGAAAGAGUGAAAAAUCAAAACAACCCCGAUGUUAUGUGUAAUACGCUGAAAUUCGGCAAUAAAACAAGCUUUCACAAAUAAA
This is a messenger RNA of Topomyia yanbarensis, 4940 nucleotides long. Its product is annotated as TLC domain-containing protein 3A. Lineage: Eukaryota; Metazoa; Arthropoda; Insecta; Diptera; Culicidae. Gene Ontology annotation, biological process: lipid homeostasis. The transcript has 6 exons. The coding region runs from base 354 to 1532 and encodes 392 amino acids. The record is from RefSeq and is a predicted model, not a curated record. Gene Ontology annotation, cellular component: membrane; endoplasmic reticulum.